Messenger RNA from Amphibalanus amphitrite, 4890 nucleotides. Its product is annotated as inactive rhomboid protein 2-like. Gene Ontology annotation, molecular function: serine-type endopeptidase activity. Lineage: Eukaryota; Metazoa; Arthropoda; Thecostraca; Balanomorpha; Balanidae. The transcript has 20 exons. Gene Ontology annotation, cellular component: endoplasmic reticulum membrane. Gene Ontology annotation, biological process: regulation of epidermal growth factor receptor signaling pathway; regulation of protein secretion. The coding region runs from base 21 to 2696 and encodes 891 amino acids. The record is from RefSeq and is a predicted model, not a curated record.
CUCAGGUGUGAGAUGGAGGCAUGAGCUCCGUCUCUGACGCCUCGGGCGGUACGCCGGGCUCGGGCGUCGAUGACGUCACGCCGUCGCGGGCCAGUCACGUGACAUCGGCAGACUCGCGCCGAGAGUCGCAGGCGAGUCGGAGCGAUGGCACCGAUCACGAGCUGAUAGAGAACCCCAUGUACGAAAUGGAGGGGCCCGGCAAACGCAAAUCGGCCGAGUCACCCAGCUCCGUGCGUGUCUCGCCAAAGGAUGAAAGGCUGACCUCUGAGCCGCGGGACCGGCCCGAGGUCAAGCGGUGGCACUCUGUGCCGGUUGGUCACGUGGUCCGUACAGACCAGCAGCCGACCCGCGCCCGUCCACCGCUACAGCCCCAGCUCAGCCGGGUCGACAGGGUCAAAAGCUACAUGAAGCGCGGCACGAAGCAGUUUUUCGGUCUGGACGACGAGUGUGACGAUGAGAACCAGUGUCGGUGGCUGGACCGGCGGCGUAGGCUGGCGGCCAAGGCGUACGGGCGGCUCAAAGACGAUUCAGACCACCCCCAGACAGCUGACCCGGUUCAUUCGCCCAUCGGCCGACAGAUGUCUCUGCCGGCGGGCUACGGCGCUGACGUCACCGAUUCCAUGGGCGGCACGCUGCACCGCCGCCGGCAUAAGGAUAACGUGGGAAAGAUGACACUCCAGGGCCUCGGCUAUGUGGCGACGCUGAUUCGCCAGCGGUUCAGCGGUGAAGUCCAGCCGGCUCCGACACCGAACGAAUCCAGGAAUAACCUGGUGGCGCGGGGCCGGUUGGCGCGCGGCUCCCAGCAGCGGACCUCCUCUCGCAGCUACCCGCCCUCGGCCACCGUUGAGGCUCAGAGUGCGGAGGAGACGGCCUUUGACGAGCGCGACGGACCUGCGGCGGGCCACGGCGGCGGGUUCAAGGCGCAGAGCCGCUGGGCGGCAGCCGCUGCCGCCGUCACCGUCGCUGGAGGACGGAGGCAGGCGGCGCCCGAGCUGGCAGCUGAUGAGGUGUUUUUCGACAACGUUCCAUCGGCGGACGGUGCGGGGGACGUCCAGGACCCUCUGCAGACCAGUCGAGACGGGGCGCAGUGGCAGCGGCCGCCGGCGGACCGCGACGUCACCGACGCGGGGCCCGGUGUCGGCAACAAGCGAAUCUGGUCCCAGAUGCUGGAUCGGGUGUUCGACAACAGCAAUCGACGGCAGUACGGACGGGGGCUGGCCGGACGGCUCUUUGGCGGCCGCUCUGUGCGUCGCUCUGUGACGGCCCGGUCGGACGUAGUGGCCCAGAUGGACGACCUGGAGGACCACCGACCCUACUUCACCUACUGGGUGACCACCGUGCAGCUUCUGGUGAUGCUCAUUUCGCUGGCGUGCUACGGAUUCGGGCCGAUCGGGUUCGAACUGCAGCAGCAGAGUGGCACGGUCAUGGAUAUCAGUCUUUCAGUGCAGCAAGUAGACUACUGGGAGCCGCCCAACCUCUGGCUAGGACCCAGAGCGGCGGAUCUGAUUCACCUGGGUGCCAAGUUCGCGCCCUGUAUGCGGCGCGACGAGAAAAUUCAGAAGGAAAUCUUCAGGGAGCGGCGAAAGGAGAGAGACACGGCCUGCUGUAUCAGGAACGACAACAGCGGCUGCGUCCAGUCGGCGCAGGCCGACUGUAGUCAGCGGAGCGACUUUAGAGACAUGCGCACAAUCAGCACCUUCAAGUCGUGGCUCAGGAGCGGAGGCCACGAGGGCAGAGUAUCGGGACCCGUGUGUGGACUGGACCCUCACUACUGUGCCGAGCCGGGCAGCCGGGCGCCCUAUGAGUGGCCCGAUGAUAUCACCAAAUGGCCCAUCUGUAGGAAAACGUCCGUCGCGCCCGAGGGCAGCGAGGCGGCAGAACACAUGCUCUGUGAGGUGGUGGGUCACCCGUGCUGUGUCGGAAUCCACGGUCUGUGUCAGAUCACCACCAGAGAGUACUGCAACUUCGUCAGGGGCUACUUCCACGAGGAGGCCGCUCUCUGCUCACAGGUGUCCUGUUUGGACGACGUGUGUGGAAUGAUACCGUUCUACGACCCGGACAGUCCCGAUCAGUUCUACCGGCUGUGGACAUCAAUAUUCCUGCACGCCGGGAUCAUCCACCUGGUGUUCACGAUCCUGAUCCAGUUCUUCUUCCUGCGGGACCUGGAGAAGAUGGCAGGCGCCCUGCGGAUAGCCAUCAUCUACAUCGUGUCGGGCAUAGCAGGCAACCUAGCGUCGGCCAUAUUUGUGCCGUACAGAGCCGAGGUGGGCCCGGCCGGCUCCCAGUUCGGCCUCCUGGCCUGCCACUUUGUCGAGGUGAUCAACGUGUGGCCGAUGCUGCAGCGGCCGUGGCGCGCCCUGCUCCGGCUGCUCGGACUCACAUUCGUAUUGUUCCUCAUCGGACUCCUGCCUUGGGUGGACAACUACGCGCACAUAUUCGGCUUUAUCGUCGGCUUUCUGCUGUCGUACGCGCUACUGCCGUACGUGUCGUUCGGGCCGUACGACCGGGCGCGCAAAAAGGUGCUGAUCGCCGUGUGUGUGACCACGGUGACGCUGCUGAUCCUCUUCCUGCUGGUGCUGUUCUACGUGACGCCCUUCUAUGAAUGUAAGGUGUGUGAGUACCUCAACUGUCUGCCACUGACCAGAGACUUCUGCGCCGAGCAGAACAUCAACUUUGAUCGGCGGACCGAGUUGUGAUGCAGGGCUCGCACGUGAUUGGUGGAGAGCGGACAGUGGAGGCGUGUGAUUGGUGGAGAGCGGGGAACGAAGGUGUGUGAUUGGUGGAAAAUGGUCUUGCGAGAAAUUUGAUUGGUGAGAAGUGAACAAGACUUCGAUCAUGUUUGGAAAAUUGAAUAGAUGUGGACUGGUGGAAGAAUUGUGGAAAGAAAUGCGAUUGACGUUGUGUUGAAAUCUGUGGAUUUGUGAUUGGCGAACGGCGGAGCGCCUUGGCAUGUGAUUGGCCGGCAUCGGAACGUCCUCGCUCUCUGAUUGGCUGGUGGUUUGUCUGGCGUGAGCUCAUUGGCUGGCGACUGAAGGAAAUAACGGAAUCAUGUACUGCGAGCUCCCUCGACUUGCGGGCGGCAGCGCAAGAUGCUGAUUGGUCGCCUCUUAUCAGCGCCGGCUUCUGAUUGGUGGAUGGCCGUGAGCGGCGCCUUUGAUGGGUCGUCGCGCCGGGGAUGUUUUCUAGCGGGCGCCGCGGCCUCCUGUUGUACAUAGCUCGCGCGCGCGGCGCCGGCUGAUCUUCAUGUCUGUGCUGGUGCCUGGACGGCGGACGGUGGGUGGUGGGUGACGGGACAGGGUGGGUUUUCUAUGGUGGACCGAGGUGUCCCACGGAGGGAGGACAGGCGCCGUGGACCGCGCACCCCUCUGUGAUAACCGGCCCGGCGGGGCCGCCCCUGCACGUCUGUCUGUCUGUCUGUGUGUCUGUAUGUUCGGCUGGCGCGGCAGGAUACGGCCAGAGAAACUUGGCGAGUUACCGCGCUGUUGGGCGAAACGGCGAGCUGGUUGAAGGUUUUCACUCGAGUGUGAGCUAAAUGGAUGUGCGUACGGCGGGAGUGUGUUUUUUACGAUAUAUGUGUGGAUAAAGCAUGCGUACGUGGAUGAAACUGUGCCGGAAAUGCUUCCUUCGAGUGUGAGGUACGUAUUUGUGAGUAUUUGGUAUUUAUCGAGAUGUCCCUGUGUGAGCGAUGAUGUGUUGCAGUAUGUUUUGCGGUAUGCGUUCGCUGUUCGGUAAGCGUUGUUUGUGCGACUUUCCGUGCUGGAUCAGUGAGUUGACCGGCUGAGUGAGUUUCUGUGAGCGUCUGAGAGCGACGAGCGUAUUUGUGAGAUGUUUGAGCGUCAGUGAGCGUAUUUGUGAGCGUUCUUGUGAGAUGUGUGAGCGAAUGUAUGAGAUGUGGGCGGGCGCCUGAUGAGCUCUGUUUCACUGCCACCAACACAUUACGCUUCUGAGGCAAUUCAGACGCUUUAGUUGAUCAACUGUCUCCCCUGCCGUCUUGGCGUGACCCUUAGUUUAGAACCUUCUUUGUGAUUUAGUUUGUCGCCGUUUAGGGGUGAGUUUUGAUUUGGAGUGUGUGUCUUUUAGGGCAUGUUUCAGUGCGUCGUAGUUUUUGUUGAGCGCCGGCGAGUUUUCCCCUGUGUUGUCCUGUUGGAUCUCAUGUUCCGUCGUUCGCUUAACCCCCACGUUGUAACCCUCCUCGUGUUUAGUUAUGCUGCGUUAGUUAGAUAACUAGCAGUCAAUGCGUUGGCGUAGUUAGUUUUACGAAACACAGUAGCAACUAGCAGCACUGGCACAAUGUGUUGAUAGGUUAUUUAAUCACGAAUCACGUCACAAUUUGUGUUAAGUUAUCGUGUGGUAUAUGUCAUACCUCGUUGAUUCAGUCAUCACACAGUCAUCCCCUUGCUUUGACGAUAGCAAGCCGAAUCGAACACACUGAUUACCCAAAGAUGAGUUUGCUCAGCGCUUUCCGAUCGACUCCAAAUGAAUCCGAAAGUCGUCGCGCUACGGUUGAACUACGGUGAACUACGGUUGUUGCUCUGCUCAGUGAUCAGUUAUCUCUGGUCGCAGAUAUAAUCAUAUACUCAAUCGCUGAUGUGUGGAUCUAUCAUGAGCGCCGUUUGAUUCUGUGGUUAAUCACAGCUGGUUUGGACUGAGAGUGACUGGGCGGCUCGGUUGACUGCUGUGUGUGACUGAUGUGACUGUUGACUGGCCGCCCGGGCGGCCGGCUGGCGCCCGCUGUGGGCGGGGGCGGGGGCGGUAUCGUGUACAUGUGACGAUCAGCAUGGCCCUGACUGCAGGGCGUCUGUGAAGUGUCGUGUUUUAUAUACGCCAGGUGUGCGCAUGUGUGGCCCCGGAGGCCGCCAGAGACCGAAUACACCAUACUACUGUACUGAA